Pyrus x bretschneideri (Chinese white pear) is the source of this 3757-nucleotide messenger RNA. Its product is annotated as phospholipase D delta-like. Bases 733 to 3300 code for a protein of 855 amino acids. The transcript is spliced from 10 exons. The record is from RefSeq and is a predicted model, not a curated record. Lineage: Eukaryota; Viridiplantae; Streptophyta; Magnoliopsida; Rosales; Rosaceae. Gene Ontology annotation, biological process: phospholipid catabolic process; phosphatidylcholine metabolic process. Gene Ontology annotation, molecular function: calcium ion binding; D-type glycerophospholipase activity. Gene Ontology annotation, cellular component: plasma membrane.
UUAUUCAAAUUAUUAACUUCAUUCGUGUUUACUAACACAUAAAAAAUAAAAAUACGAUCUCACUUUCAAAUUCAUAAUUAGAUAAUCUCAUAAUCAUAAAUUUGAUAAGUUAUGAGAUUAGUUGACGCAAUUCUCAAUUUUUAUCGGGAUCUCUUAUGCUUAAAUUCUCCAAUACAUUUACUUGCACCAUCCUCAUAACUAAAUAGGAAAUAAUUUCGCUUGCACAUUUUAGAGCAUGUUUACUUAACACAAAUGAAAAAAAAAAAAAAAAAGAAUCAAAAAUUAAAAAUAGGAGAAAGAAAUGGAAUCAUAAGAACUAGUACGGAUUUUAAGUAAAUAUUUGUACUUUUUUGGUUCAUCAUGUGUAAAUAGACCGAGACAAGAGGAAUGUCGAAACUACGGAAAAAAAUUGACACCUCUCCCUCUCAAGAUUCAUGUCGUGUGCAAAUUGCUCGAACUUUCCCGAAAUAUAAACCCAAUUAUUAUUUUUUUAUUUUUUAUUUUUUUUGGUAACGGACAGUAACUUCCUGGCCCCACUCACACUUUGUUUUCACGGGAUUUUAAAAAGCCCCCAAAUCCCUCCGAGGUGCCACGAGGUCCUCUGCAACUCCCACCUUCUCUGCCUAUAGGCAACGCCAAACCCCAUAAACCCAGCUUUUGUCACUAUUCACACCACCGCAAACCCAGCAAAUCUGGUAUACCAAAUUACGUUUUGUACACUGACCUCCGGAAAUGGCCGAAAAGACGUCGGAGCGGGUGACCUACCUGCACGGCGACCUCGACCUCACAAUCGUCGAAGCCUGCCACCUCCCCAACAUGGACAUAGUCUCCGAGCGCUUCCGCCGCUGCUUCACCGCCUGCGACACCAUCAACAUAUCCUGCCACCGCUCCGCCGAAGACGACGGCCGAGACCGCAAGCCCCACGGACCCCACCGCAAGAUCAUAACCAGCGACCCCUACGUCACCGUUGUGGUCCCCCAGACCACCGUCGCCCGGACACGUGUCAUUAAGAACUCCCAGAAUCCGCAGUGGAAGGAGCAUUUCUUUAUCCCGCUGGCUCACCCCGUGACUAACCUCGAGUUUCAGGUCAAAGAUAACGACGUCUUCGGCGCCGAGAUAAUCGGAACCGCCAAGAUCCCAGCCGAGAAAAUCGCCACCGGAGAGCCCAUCUCCGGGUGGUUCCCGAUUAUCGGACCUUCCGGGAAGCCCCCGAAACCCGACUCGGCGAUCCGGGUCGAAUUGCAGUUCACGCCGUUCGAGAAAAACCCAUUGUACAAACAAGGCAUAGCGGGGGAUCCGGAACACAAGGGCGUGCCGCACACGUAUUUCCCGCUCCGGAAGGGAAGCUCCGUGCGAUUGUACCAAGACGCGCACUGCCCGGAGGGGCUGCUGCCGGAGAUUCAGUUGGACGGCGGGAAGGUGUAUAAGCAGGAGAAUACGUGGGAGGACAUUUGCUAUGCGAUUUCGGAGGCGCACCACUUGAUUUACAUUGUGGGUUGGUCGGUGUUUCACAAGGUGCGGCUGAUUCGGGAGCCGAGCCGGCCGCUGCCGCGCGGGGGAAAUUUGACGCUCGGCGAUUUGCUGAAGUACAAGUCGGAGGAGGGCGUGAGGGUGUUGCUGUUGGUGUGGGACGAUAAGACCUCGCACGACAAGUUCUGCUUCAAAACGGCAGGAAUGAUGGCGACGCAUGAUGAAGAAACAAAGAAGUUUUUCAAGCAUUCAUCUGUAAAUUGUGUUCUGGCAACUCGCUACGCGAGCAGUAAGCUUAGCAUUAUAAAACAACAGGUUGUUGGAACCCUCUUCACCCACCAUCAAAAAUGUGUUCUUGUGGACACACAGGCAUAUGGUAAUAAUCGGAAGAUAACUGCGUUUUUAGGAGGUCUUGAUCUUUGUGAUGGUCGUUAUGACACACCCGAGCACAGACUGUUUCGUGAUCUUAACACUGUAUUUGAGGGUGAUUUUCAUCAACCUACUUUUCCUGCUGGAACCAAGGCUCCAAGACAACCAUGGCAUGACUUGCACUGUAGAAUAGAUGGGCCUGCUGCAUAUGAUGUUCUUAUAAACUUUGAGCAACGUUGGAGGAAAGCAACACAGUGGAAGGAGUUUGGACUAUUACGUAAGAAGGUUUCACAUUGGCAUGAUGAUGCUUUGAUAAAAAUUGACCGCAUCUCCUGGAUACUAAGUCCUCCCCUAUCUGUUUCAAAGGAUAGUACAACUAUUCCAGAAGACGACCCUUCCUUGUGGGUUAACCGUGAAGAAGAUCCUGAGGAUUGGCAUGUUCAGAUUUUCCGGUCCAUUGACUCAGGAUCACUGAAGGGAUUUCCCAAAGCUGGCCGUGCUGCUGAGGCCCAGAAUCUUAUCUGCUCAAAGAACCUGGUAAUAGAUAAAAGCAUUCAAACAGCAUACAUCCAUGCAAUCAGAUCGGCCCAACGUUUUAUAUAUAUCGAAAAUCAGUAUUUUCUUGGUUCAUCAUAUGCGUGGCCAGAUUAUGAAAAUGCAGGAGCUGAUAAUCUUAUCCCAAUGGAGUUGGCAUUAAAGAUUGUUAGCAAAAUUAAAGCUAAUGAGAGAUUUACAGUCUAUGUCGUUUUACCUAUGUGGCCUGAAGGUGAUCCAAAAACUGCUGCAAUGCAAGAAAUUCUCUUCUGGCAGAGCCAGACAAUGCAAGCGAUGUAUAGUGUCGUUGCACAGGCACUGAAAUCGGCGCAGCUUCAGGACUCACAUCCUCAAGAUUACCUAAGUUUCUAUUGCCUGGGUAAACGGGAAAUACCUCCUGAGGAUAUGGCAAAUGACAAUGCAUCUUCGGUUUCCGAUUCAUUUAAAUAUAAGCGGUUCAUGAUUUAUGUUCAUGCCAAGGGUAUGGUAGUAGAUGACGAGUAUGUACUACUGGGAUCUGCCAAUAUCAACCAAAGAUCAAUGGCUGGUACAAAAGACACUGAGAUAGCUAUGGGUGCGUAUCAACCCCAUCACACUUGGGCUGCGAGGAAGAAACAUCCGUUUGGUCAGAUAUAUGGAUAUCGAAGGUCGCUUUGGGCAGAGCACCUUGGUAUUUUGGAUCCAUGCUUCCAAGAGCCUGAGAGUUUGGAAUGUAUGAGGAAAGUAAAUGCGAUUGCGGACGAAAACUGGAAGAGGUUCACAACACCAGAAUUUACACUACUGCAGGGUCAUCUUCUGAAGUAUCCUAUCCAGGUAGAUGUUGAUGGGAAGGUCGGCCCCCUGCCGGGACAUGAAAACUUCCCUGAUGUUGGUGGUAAAGUACUUGGAGCUCAUUCCGCCGCAGUUCCUGAUAUGCUCACAACAUAAUCUCUCGACAUUCUUAUGUUCAAACGUGAUUUGUGCAAUCAAUUUGAGGCGAGACAUUGCUUAGUGUUCAAGUUACCAGAUCAAAAUAGUGGGCGUUGUUUGUUGUUGAUUCAAUUUUGUAAAUUUGUGAGGUGAAAUGAUGUCACUUUGUGAAUUUGUAUCAAAUGAAGCAGCAGUCCUUUUUUUUUUUUUCAAUUUGUUGUAUGUAUUAAGGAAUUUCGACAAUGUGAAUAGUGAAGUAGCAGUAAUCUUUUUCUUUUUCUGUAAAACUAUUAAUCUACCCACCUCUUAAGAAAUUUUUUUAUUUUUAUAUAAGCGAUAUUUUAGACUAAUUCAUGUAACUACGAGAGCAAACUGACUCAUCUAAACCAUUAUGUUUGUCUUUAAUUCUUGGAUAAAUACAAUUUACACCCUUAAAUUUGGGUGCAAUUGCAAAUCAUACCUCUUUUUUUUUUUU